Messenger RNA from Ceratosolen solmsi marchali, 6358 nucleotides. RefSeq names its product myosin heavy chain (gene Mhc). Gene Ontology annotation, molecular function: ATP binding; microfilament motor activity; actin filament binding. Gene Ontology annotation, cellular component: cytoplasm; myosin II complex; myosin filament. The coding region runs from base 401 to 6259 and encodes 1952 amino acids. The record is from RefSeq and is a predicted model, not a curated record. NCBI's taxonomy places the organism in Eukaryota, Metazoa, Arthropoda, Insecta, Hymenoptera, Agaonidae. The transcript has 28 exons. Gene Ontology annotation, biological process: sarcomere organization; muscle contraction.
AGUAACGAGGUCGCGGAUUGGCCGAGGGCCCGAUCCAAUCGGGGCUCGCGUUACACAUCAGGAUCACGUUGCACGCGCUUAUAUUGGGAGCCCCGACUUCGUUCUCUGACAGAACGGCUCUCUAACGGCCGCCCAAUUCGUGCCGACAGAAGCAGUCCGUCCGCCGCCGAAGCUAGAGACCCGGGAAGACGAACUCACAACAGGGCUGAGAAAGCGAACACGACGUAGAGGAAAUACGAAUUUAAUUUAAGAACGUAAUCGCGAAACGACGCAACGACGCUGUGGACGAUCAUUGGGACAAUAGGAUAGACCAGUCGCAGUGAGAGACAGGCUCUCUUUGUCACUUGUUUUUUUAUUCGAGAGUUUGGAGCGAAGGAGCUGUCGAUAGUCUUGAAUCAAGAUGCCGGCGCCGCAGAAACAGGAUGAGGAUGCGGAUCCGACCCCCUAUCUGUUCGUCUCGCUCGAGCAGAAGAGAAUCGACCAGACGAAGCCCUACGAUGCGAAAAAGGCAUGCUGGAUUCCCGAUGAGAAGGAAGGUUAUCUCCUUGGUGAGAUUAAAGCGACCAAGGGUGAUAUCGUAUCCAUUGGACUUCCCGGUGGUGAGACCAGGGACGUGAAGAAGGACCUGCUACAACAGGUAAAUCCACCAAAGUAUGAGAAGGCCGAGGACAUGUCAAAUUUGACGUACCUUAACGAUGCAUCGGUCCUUCACAAUCUCAAGCAACGUUACUACCACAAACUUAUCUACACUUACUCCGGACUUUUCUGUGUGGCCAUCAACCCCUACAAGAGAUAUCCCGUAUACACACAGCGUUGUGCCAAACUGUAUCGUGGUAAGAGGCGUAGUGAAGUGCCACCCCACAUCUUCGCCAUUUCCGACGGCGCCUACGUUAACAUGUUGACCAAUAGCGAAAAUCAGUCUAUGUUGAUCACCGGUGAGUCUGGGGCCGGAAAGACUGAGAACACGAAGAAGGUAAUUGCGUACUUCGCCACUGUCGGUGCGUCGACGAAAAAGGAUCCAGCUGCCUCCGAGAAGAAGGGAUCCCUCGAAGAUCAGGUUGUCCAGACGAAUCCCGUACUUGAGGCUUUUGGUAAUGCCAAGACCGUCCGUAACGACAACUCUUCUCGUUUCGGUAAAUUUAUUCGUAUUCACUUCGGUCCAUCUGGAAAGUUAGCUGGUGCUGAUAUUGAAACCUAUCUACUGGAAAAGGCUCGUGUUAUCUCGCAACAGGCAUUGGAGCGCUCUUACCACAUCUUCUAUCAGAUGAUGUCCGGCUCUGUUAAGGGUCUUAAGGAGAUGUGCCUACUCUCGAACAACGUCAACGACUACUACUUCGUCGCGCAAGGAAAGACUUCGAUUCCCGGCGUCGAUGACGGAGAGGAAUGCGAACUCACAGACAAAGCCUUCGACGUUUUGGGUUUUACUCAAGAAGAGAAGGAUGACAUUUACAAAAUCACCGCCGCUGUCAUGCAUAUGGGUGGCAUGAAAUUCAAACAGAGAGGUCGUGAAGAACAGGCUGAGGCUGAUGGCACCGAGGAAGGUGAACGCGUAGCCAAGCUUCUAGGAUGUGACUGUCAAGAUAUGUACAAGAACUUGCUGAAACCAAGGAUCAAGGUCGGUAAUGAGUUCGUAACCCAGGGUCGUAACAAGGAUCAGGUCGCGUACUCUGUUGGAGCUAUGUCAAAGGCCAUGUUCGAUAGAUUGUUCAAGUGGCUUGUGAAAAAGUGUAACGAGACCCUGGAUACGAAGCAAAAGCGUCAGCACUUCAUUGGUGUACUGGAUAUUGCUGGUUUUGAAAUCUUCGACUUUAACAGCUUCGAGCAGCUCUGUAUCAACUUCACGAACGAGAAGCUUCAACAGUUCUUCAAUCACCAUAUGUUUGUCCUUGAACAAGAGGAAUAUACGAAGGAGGGUAUUGAAUGGUCCUUCAUUGACUUUGGCAUGGACCUGGUCGCUUGUAUCGAGCUUAUCGAGAAGCCCAUGGGUAUCUUAUCGAUCCUUGAAGAAGAGUCUAUGUUCCCGAAAGCAACGGAUAAAACCUUCGAGGAGAAAUUGAACAACAAUCAUCUCGGCAAGAGUCCUAACUUCCUGAAGCCUAAGCCACCUAAGCCAGGCCAGCAGGCGGCUCACUUCGCCAUUGGUCACUACGCCGGCAACGUGCCGUACAACAUAACUGGCUGGCUGGAGAAGAACAAGGACCCGUUGAACGACACCUUGGUCGACCAGUACAAGAAGUCAGGUAACAAGCUGUUGGUGGAGAUAUUCGCCGAUCAUCCUGGUCAAUCGGGCGAUGCCGGUGGCAAGGGAGGCGGUGGCCGUGGUAAGAAGGGAGGUGGUUUCUCAACUGUCUCGUCCUCGUACAAGGAGCAGCUGAAUAACUUGAUGACGACGCUAAGAGCCACCCAGCCUCACUUCGUCCGUUGUAUCAUUCCCAACGAGUUGAAGCAGCCGGGCGUCAUUGACUCGCAUCUUGUUAUGCACCAGCUAACAUGUAACGGUGUGCUUGAAGGAAUCCGUAUUUGCCGUAAAGGUUUCCCUAACAGGAUGAUUUAUCCUGACUUCAAGCUACGGUAUAAAAUCAUCGCUCCAGCAGCGUGUGAGAAAGCCGGUGGCGAUCCAAAGAAGUGCGCUGCGGCCAUCCUCGAGGGAGCCGGUUUAGAUCCUGACCAGUACCGUCUUGGACACACCAAGGUAUUCUUCCGUGCCGGAGUCUUGGGUCAAAUGGAAGAGUUCCGUGACGAACGUCUCAGCAAAAUCGUCACCUGGAUGCAGGCUUACGUGCGCGGUUACCUCGCCCGUAAGGACUUCAAGGCCCUGCAAGAGCAGCGUCUGGCUCUUCAAAUUGUCCAAAGGAAUCUUCGCAGAUACCUUAAGCUGCGUACCUGGCCAUGGUGGAAGUUGUGGCAGAAAGUCAGGCCUCUCCUCAAUGCUACUCGCAUCGAAGACGAGCUUGCCGCGAUGGAGGAAAAGGCCCGCAAGUAUCAAGAAGCCUUCGAGCGGGAAGAGAAGAUGCGUAUCGAACUCGAGGAGCUCAAUACCAAACUUCUCACGGAGAAGACCGACCUCCUCAAAUCUCUGGAUAGCGAAAAAGGUUCGCUGUCCGAAUACCAGGAGAAGGCUCUCAAGUUGGGAGCACAAAAAGCUGACCUCGAGUCCCAACUUUCGGACAUUACGGAUAGAUUCCAACAGGAAGAGGAGGCAAGAAACAACUUGUUCCAGUCAAAGAAGAAGUUAGAACAGGAAAUCUCUGGAUUGAAGAAAGAUUUGGAGGAUCUCGAAUUAACUGUGCAAAAGAGUGAGCAGGACAAGGCAACGAAAGACCACCAAAUCCGUAACCUCAACGAUGAAAUCGCCCAUCAAGACGAGCUCAUCAAUAAAUUGAACAAAGAGAAAAAGAAUCAGGGCGAAGUGAACCAAAAGACAGCGGAAGAGCUCCAGGCCGCCGAAGACAAAGUUAAUCACCUCAACAAAGUCAAGCUAAAGCUCGAACAGACCCUCGACGAAUUAGAAGAUACCCUCGAGCGCGAAAAGAAAUCCCGUGCUGAUGUCGAGAAGACGAAGCGAAAGGUCGAGGGCGACCUCAAGCUUACGCAGGAAGCCGUUGCUGACCUCGAGAGAAACAAGAAGGAGCUCGAGCAAACUAUCCAACGCAAGGACAAGGAACUUUCCUCCCUCACAGCCAAACUCGAGGACGAACAAGCUCUGGUUGGCAAACAACAGAAACAAGUCAAGGAACUCCAAGCCCGUAUUGAAGAGCUCGAAGAAGAGGUGGAAGCUGAGAGGCAAGCACGUGCCAAGGCUGAGAAGCAACGCAGUGACUUAGCCCGGGAGCUCGAAGAACUCGGCGAGCGUCUCGAGGAAGCCGGUGGUGCCACGUCGGCCCAGAUCGAGCUGAACAAGAAGCGCGAGGCCGAGCUGAGCAAACUCCGCAGGGACCUCGAGGAAGCCAAUAUCCAGCACGAGUCCGCCCUGGCCAUCCUUCGUAAGAAGCACAACGACGCCGUUGCUGAGAUGGGAGAGCAGAUUGACCAGCUGAACAAGAUCAAGGCCAGGAUUGAGAAAGAAAAGGUUCAAUACUUUAGUGAAUUGAACGACCUUCGUGCCACUGUCGAUCAUCUUAGCAAUGAAAAGGCUGCUCAAGAAAAGAUUGCCAAGCAACUUCAACACCAACUUAACGAGGCCCAAGGCAAAAUCGAAGAGCUAACCCGUACGGUCAACGACUUUGAUGCCGCCAAGAAGAAGUUGUCGAUCGAAAAUAGCGACCUUCUUCGCCAGCUCGAAGAAGCCGAAUCUCAGGUCAACCAAUUAUCCAAGAUCAAGAUUUCACUUACGACGCAGCUCGAAGAUACCAAGAGACUCGCCGACGAAGAAGGACGCGAACGUGCCACUUUGCUCGGCAAGUUCCGCAACUUGGAACACGAUCUUGACAACAUUCGCGAACAGGUCGAGGAAGAAGCCGAGGGUAAGGCCGAUCUGCAGAGACAACUCAGCAAGGCCAAUGCCGAGGCCCAACUUUGGCGCACCAAGUACGAAUCCGAAGGUGUUGCCCGUGCUGAGGAGCUGGAAGAGGCUAAGCGCAAACUACAGUGCCGUCUGGCCGAGGCUGAGGAAACCAUCGAAUCUCUUAACCAGAAGGUCAUCGCCCUCGAGAAGACCAAACAACGUCUUGCCACCGAGGUCGAAGAUCUCCAGUUGGAAGUCGAUCGUGCAACAGCUAUUGCCAACGCCGCUGAGAAGAAGCAAAAGGCGUUUGACAAGAUCAUUGGCGAAUGGAAGCUCAAGGUCGAUGAUUUGGCUGCCGAACUCGAUGCCAGUCAGAAAGAAUGCCGCAACUACAGUACCGAACUCUUUAGGCUUAAGGGAGCAUACGAGGAAAGCCAAGAACAAUUGGAAGCCGUUCGUCGUGAAAACAAGAAUCUCGCGGACGAAGUUAAAGAUCUGCUCGACCAGAUCGGUGAGGGUGGCCGCAAUAUCCACGAAAUCGAAAAGGCGAGAAAGCGAUUGGAGGCUGAGAAAGACGAACUCCAAGCUGCCUUGGAAGAAGCCGAGGCUGCUCUUGAGCAAGAGGAGAACAAAGUGCUCCGCAGUCAAUUGGAGCUCAGUCAGGUCAGACAAGAAAUUGACAGACGCAUUCAGGAGAAGGAAGAGGAAUUCGAGAACACCAGAAAGAAUCAUCAACGCGCGCUUGACUCUAUGCAAGCUUCUCUCGAGGCUGAGGCCAAGGGUAAAGCUGAGGCACUGCGCAUGAAGAAGAAGCUCGAGGCUGACAUUAACGAGCUCGAAAUCGCUUUGGACCACGCUAACAAGGCCAACGCCGAAGCUCAGAAGAAUAUCAAACGGUAUCAGCAACAGCUUAAGGACGUGCAGACCGCCCUUGAAGAAGAACAGCGAGCGCGCGACGAAGCACGCGAACUUCUUGGAAUUAGCGAAAGACGCGCCAAUGCUUUACAGAACGAGCUCGAGGAGAGCCGUCAACUCCUGGAGCAGGCAGAUCGCGGCCGCAGACAGGCCGAGCAGGAAUUGGCCGAUGCUCACGAGCAACUCAAUGAGCUUAGUGCGGCGAACGCCAGCAUCUCGGCAGCCAAGAGAAAACUCGAGUCCGAGCUCCAAACUCUUCACUCCGAUUUGGAUGAGCUGUUGAACGAGGCUAAGAACUCCGAGGAGAAGGCAAAGAAAGCGAUGGUCGAUGCUGCGCGACUUGCGGAUGAGCUGAGAGCCGAGCAGGAUCAUGCCCAGACUCAAGAGAAAUUACGCAAGGCACUUGAGACCCAAAUCAAGGAUCUCCAGGUACGCCUCGACGAGGCUGAGGCGAACGCCCUUAAAGGAGGUAAGAAGGCCAUCCAGAAAUUGGAACAACGCGUGCGCGAACUCGAGAACGAGCUCGACGGGGAACAAAGGAGACACGCUGACGCGCAGAAGAACUUGCGCAAAUCCGAGCGUCGUAUCAAGGAACUCGCCUUCCAGGCGGACGAGGAUCGCAAGAACCACGAGCGCAUGCAGGACCUUGUUGACAAAUUGCAACAGAAGAUCAAGACGUACAAGAGGCAAAUCGAAGAGGCCGAAGAAAUCGCCGCCCUCAAUCUUGCCAAGUUCCGCAAGGCUCAGCAGGAGCUCGAAGAAGCCGAAGAGAGGGCGGAUCUUGCGGAACAGGCAAUUGCCAAGUUCCGUACCAAGGGACGUGGAGGAAGUGCUGCUCGCGGUCUCAGCCCAGCGCCCGGACAGAAGGGGCAAGCCCGCAAAGCGCCCACACUGGAAUAAACCGCCGCGCCGGUUCAUCCACACCGACCAGCGCUCAACAAACCCCUGUUCGAUGGUUCCGCAUUCCCACCACGCUUCGACCUUAUGCCCGACGGUGAC